AUCGUCCGCAUCGCUGCCAUCUUGGAGGUCUAAUGCAUGUGUCAUGUGACUUGUCACGUGAAUUUCACUUCCUUUCCGACUUAUCUCGCGAGACUCGAUCCUUUCCCGACUCGCCGCCAUCAUGGGUAAACCUAUGGGACUUCGCACUGCGCGCAAACAUAAGGAUAGACGCCGAACCCAAAGAUGGCACGAUAAAGAGUACAAAAAGGCUCACUUGGGAACCAGGUGGAAGGCUAACCCUUUCCAAGGUUCAUCCCAUGCCAAGGGUAUUGUUCUGGAAAAAGUGGGUGUAGAAGCCAAACAGCCAAACUCUGCCAUCCGCAAGUGUGUGCGUGUCCAGCUGAUUAAGAAUGGCAAAAAGAUAACGGCUUUCGUGCCAAAUGACGGCUGUCUAAAUUUUGUUGAGGAAAACGACGAAGUUUUGGUGGCUGGAUUUGGUCGUAAAGGUCAUGCCGUUGGUGACAUUCCUGGUGUUCGUUUCAAGAUUGUUAAGGUUGCCAAUGUGUCACUGCUGGCCCUCUUCAAAGGAAAGAAGGAGAGACCAAGGUCUUAAAAGCAUUGUUUAGUCAUGCUGGUUUCAUAUUAAAGACAUGUCAUCAACAAA
Pomacea canaliculata is the source of this 604-nucleotide messenger RNA. RefSeq names its product 40S ribosomal protein S23. The record is from RefSeq and is a predicted model, not a curated record. The transcript is spliced from 4 exons. Gene Ontology annotation, cellular component: cytosolic small ribosomal subunit; ribosome. Bases 122 to 553 code for a protein of 143 amino acids. Gene Ontology annotation, molecular function: structural constituent of ribosome. Gene Ontology annotation, biological process: translation. Lineage: Eukaryota; Metazoa; Mollusca; Gastropoda; Architaenioglossa; Ampullariidae.